This is a messenger RNA of Musa acuminata AAA Group (dessert banana), 2333 nucleotides long. RefSeq names its product cationic amino acid transporter 1-like. Gene Ontology annotation, biological process: amino acid transport; transmembrane transport. Gene Ontology annotation, cellular component: plasma membrane. Gene Ontology annotation, molecular function: L-lysine transmembrane transporter activity; L-glutamate transmembrane transporter activity. The transcript has 3 exons. The coding region runs from base 446 to 2245 and encodes 599 amino acids. Lineage: Eukaryota; Viridiplantae; Streptophyta; Magnoliopsida; Zingiberales; Musaceae. The record is from RefSeq and is a predicted model, not a curated record.
CGGGAUCGGACGGUGCCCGUCCACCGAUGCGAUCCAUGGAAUCGGGGAAUCUGAAAGAUAAUCUGAGCGACGCGUGUCGGUACGUGGCGUCGCAAUCUGGGCAGUCACCGGCUGUUUCGGUCAAAGGCCGCCCAUAAAUAUCGAGCUGAUGCCUACCCAUCAAUACCUGCCUUUUGAACUGAUGGGUUCCACGUAGGCAGCUUCUACCUCUCCAAUCACACGCAGGUAGAAAUGCGGUGCGUGUCGCUGGGGUAGCUGUAAAAAUGCUUCGAGCUUUAUACUCGGAACCGGGAGCCUUCGGACUCUCUCUCUCUCUCUCUAAAGAUAUUUACAUGUGACUGUUAGAAUCUCCGGCACCCUCCCUCCCUCCUCCGGUCAUCUCCUUCGUUCCGGCUCUGCAUAUUCCACAGUGUUUGACAGUGCUUGAAGCGAAGACCACAUUGGAAUGGGGACUAUUGCCACUGAAAGCAGAGGAGGAGGAGGAGGAGGAGGAGCGAAACAGAGGAGGGCGGGCUGCUGCUGCACCAAAGAUGAGUUCCUCCCCGAUGAAUCAUUCCAGAGCUGGGCCAACUACAUGAAGGCUCUGAGAGAGACCGGAAUGCGGCUCAAGAAUCGGAUCGCCGCCCGGUCCAUGGACGACACAGAGAUCAACGAGGUUCGAGCUAGGAGCGGACACGAGAUGAAGCGGAACCUCUCCUGGUGGGAUCUCAUCUGGUUCGGCAUCGGUGCUGUCAUCGGCGCCGGCAUCUUCGUCCUCACCGGCCAGGAGGCCCGCAACGCCGCGGGCCCUGCGGUGAUCCUCUCCUUCGUCGUCUCCGGCGUCUCCUCCAUGCUGUCUGUCUUCUGCUACACCGAGUUCGCGGUGGAGAUCCCUGUCGCAGGUGGCUCCUUCGCCUACCUACGCGUCGAGCUGGGCGACUUCGUGGCCUUCAUCGCUGCCGGCAACAUCCUCCUCGAGUACGUGGUCAGCUGCGCCGCGGUCGCCCGCUCCUGGACGUCCUACUUCGCCACCCUCCUCAACCACCAACCCGACGACUUCCGCAUCCACAUCGCCUCGCUCUCCCCCGACUACAGCCGCCUCGACCCCAUCGCCGUCGCCGUUAUCGUCGCCAUCUGCCUCGCCGCUGUCUUCUCUACCAAGGCCACCUCUCGGUUCAACUACGUGUCCUCCAUCAUCCACCUGGCCAUCAUCGUCUUCAUCAUCGCCGCCGGCCUCUCCAGGGCCGACCCCAAGAACCUCUCCGACUUCAUGCCCUUCGGCGCUCGUGGGCUCUUCUCGGCCUCCGCCGUGCUCUUCUUCGCCUACGUCGGCUUCGACGCGGUGUCCACCAUGGCGGAAGAGACCAAGAACCCCGCCAAGGACAUCCCGCUCGGCCUCGUCGGUGCGAUGUGCAUCACCACCCUCUGCUACUGCCUCCUGGCGUUCACCCUUUGCCUCAUGCAGCCGUACUCGCAGAUCGACCCCAACGCGCCCUUCUCGGUGGCGUUCGAGGCCGUCGGUAUGGACUGGGCCAAGUACAUCGUCGCCUUCGGCGCACUCAAAGGCAUGACGACCGUCCUGCUGGUGUCGGCCGUCGGCCAAGCUCGGUACCUCACCCACAUCGCUCGCACGCACAUGGUGCCGCCAUGGUUCGCUCAAGUCCACGCCACCACCGGCACCCCCAUCAACGCCACCGUCGCCAUGCUCGUAGCCACAGCCACCAUCGCCCUCUUUACCGAGCUCAGCAUCCUCUCCAAUCUCCUCUCCAUCUCGACGCUCUUCAUCUUCAUGCUGGUGGCGGUGGCUCUCCUCGUCCGGCGAUACUACGUCAACGGCGAAACCUCCGCGACCGAGCGGAACAAACUGAUAGUUUGCAUCGUGCUCAUCCUGGGCUCCUCGGUGGGGGCUGCCGGGUACUGGGCGGCGGGUGUCGACGGGUGGGUGGGGUACGUGGUGGCGAUACCCGUAUGGUUCCUCUCGACGGGGUUCCUGUGGCUGGGGGUGCCACAGGCGAAGAAGCCGAAGAUGUGGGGGGUGCCGAUGGUGCCGUGGUUACCGUCGGCGUCCAUCGCCAUCAAUAUCUUCCUGCUAGGCUCGAUCGACGGGCUGUCGUAUAUGAGGUUUGGCAUCUGGACGGCGCUGUUGCUCGUCUACUAUUUCUUUUUGGGGCUGCAUGCAUCAUAUGACACCGCCAAGGCUGCCGCUGCCGCUGCCGCUGCCGCCGCCGCCGCCGCUGCCACCGCGGAAGGUGCAAACCGUAGGUAGAAGUCGUCUCAGUGUUACUACCUACUUGUCUUACAAGGUUUAAUUGUAUGUGUAUUUAUUUUUGGAGAUUUCUAUUGCCCUUUCUUUG